Molecule: messenger RNA, 1381 nt
Organism: Drosophila rhopaloa
Lineage: Eukaryota; Metazoa; Arthropoda; Insecta; Diptera; Drosophilidae
Product: keratin, type I cytoskeletal 9
Exons: 2
Coding region: 23-1366 (447 amino acids)
Source: RefSeq, a predicted model, not a curated record
AAACAACUGAAAACCACUCAACAUGCGUCUAUUUGUGACCCUUUGCACUCUUGUGGCUCUCAGCCAGGCCAAGCCCCAGGGCUACAACUACGGCAGUGGUGUCUCCGGUUCCCUGACCACCUCUAGUUCCAGCGGAGGCAGCAGUGGCGGCUUCUUGGCCGCUCCCAGCCACUCCUCGGUGGCUUCCUACGGACCUCUGGGUGCUUUCCAGACGGCCAGCGUUGGCUCCCUGGUGGGCAGUUCCUCUGCCCCCCAUGCUGUCAGCCACUAUGGCGGCCAAGGAGCCACCUACUCGACUGGCGCUGGUAAUGGAGCCACCUACUCGACUGGCGGUGGACACGGAGCCACCUACACGACUGGCGGACAUGGAGCCACCUACUCGACUGGCGGACAAGGAGCCACCUACAGCAGUGGUGGUGCCUCGAACUAUGGCGGCAGCUCCUUCACCGGCUUUGGACCCUCGCCCAACAUCGGAUUUGGGGGACUGGCCGGCUAUCAGGCACCCACCUACCAGCAGCAGCAGGAGCAGGAGGUGCAGCGCGGUUUCCAGGAGCCCAUCAUCCACAAGCAGUUCUUCACCGUCGCCGCACCCGAAGAGCAUGAGAAUCUGGAGCGUUCCAAGCACCUGGUGAUUGGACGUCCCCAGAAGAACUACCGUGUGGUCUUCAUCAAGGCCCCAUCCUCGAGCAACGCCAAUGUCAAGCUGUCCGCCGAAUAUGCGCCCAAGGAGGAGAAGACCGUCAUCUAUGUGCUCAGCAAGAAGGACAACCAGCUGGAGGUCAACGAUAUUGCCACGCCCGCACCCACGGUGCCCAGCAAGCCGGAGGUGUUCUUCAUCAAGUACAAGACCGACGCGGAGGCCUCUCAUGCCCAGCAGCAGAUUCAGGGUGAGUCGUCAACAGGAUGGCACCGUAGAUGCAAUACUAAUACACCUCCUCUUUUCUGCAGCCGAAUACGACAGGAUCGAGGGAACCUCAGAGCACCAGGAUGGCGGAGUGGCCCCUGCUCAGUCGGUGGUUGGCAUCUUGGAUGGUGGUGCUGUUGGUGCCGCCAGCACUGGCAGCUCUCACUUCGUUUCCGGAGGCACUGGCUCCACUGGGGGCAGCUCUCACUACGUUUCCGGAGGCACUGGCUCGACUGGUGGCAGCUACACCACGACCACCGGCGGCAGUUCCGGCGGCAUCUCUGGAGGAAUCACCGGAGGAGCCCUUUCCGGCGCCACCAUCAUCAAGAAUGCACAGAGUGCCACCUAUCUGCCACCCAAUGGCAAAUAGAUGAUUACUCGUAUGGAUUCAUAGCAACAAUUUUACUGUACAGUGAUGCAAUAGUCAAAGGUUUUUUUUUUGAAAGCAUAAAUAAAUUUUAAACGAAAUAGAAGAAU